AUGGCUAAGAAGGGUUACUACGCCGUGCAAAACGGCAGAUCAUCUGGUAUCUAUAACGAUUGGGACUCUUGUAAUUCGCAAGUUUCUGGUUAUAAAGGAGCUGUGUUCAAGAAGUUUGACUCCUACGAGGCCGCUCAGAACUUCGCAAACAGUAGCAGUGGUUUGUCUUCAGGUGGUUCAGGGAGCUAUGGUGGGAACCAGUCUCGCUCAAACUACUCUGGUGGUGGUGGUUCUUCGAAUUACACGAGUCCAUCGUAUUCAGGCUAUGGCUACUCUAACUAUCGCGACACCUCUCCGGAUACCACACCAACGAGGUCCAACUACUCCAGUUAUCAGAGUAAAGUAACAAAACCGACUUUCACGAAGGAUUCCUCGACGAAAAAAUCUCUCUAUUAUGCUGUGAGGAGUGCCAACCCCAAUAUUCCUAGUAAAAUAUUCAAUAAUUGGAAUGACUGUAAGGAUUACACGCACGGCCAGAAGGGUCUUUCGUUCAAGAAAUUCGAUGACCAGAACGGUGCAUCAUCGUUCUUGAGCGGGACUGUUGAUGCUGAGAAGGAUUGCAAGAUCAUAGGUACAUCGUCAGAUGUCUUUGAAACCCGUUACAAAGUUCCAACGACUGCCAAGAAAUUCGAUAAACAGUGCGCUGUCUACUGUGACGGAUCCUCGCUUGCUAACGGUACCACCUCAGCUCGUGCUGGAUACGGUGCGUACUUUGAGGGAGAACCGGAAAAGAACAUCUCCGAGAGACUCCGCACUGGUGCGCAGACGAACAAUAGAGGUGAGAUUCAAGCUGUUUCCAGCGCCCUGGAUAAAAUAUGGGACAAUUUGGCAAAUGAGCCGGAAAAGGUCAACUAUAAGAUCAAGACUGAUUCUGAGUAUGUCGCGAAAUUAUUAAACGACAGAUACGGUUUCUAUUCAGAGGCUGAGCUCUCCAACUUGCCCAACAGUGACUUGGUCGUUCCAUUGGUCCAGAAGUAUGUCAAGACCAAAAUGUACUACCAGGUCAACAAAGAUAAGUUCCAAAAUAACGGUGACUUCUCCAUCGAAUGGGUUAAGGGCCACUCCGGUCAUGAGGGUAAUGAAAUGGCCGACGAACUUGCCAAGCAAGGUGCCUCCAAAUCUUAG
Messenger RNA from Huiozyma naganishii CBS 8797, 1125 nucleotides. It is a transcript of the gene RNH1, whose product is annotated as RNA-DNA hybrid ribonuclease. The coding region runs from base 1 to 1125 and encodes 374 amino acids. Gene Ontology annotation, molecular function: magnesium ion binding; nucleic acid binding; RNA-DNA hybrid ribonuclease activity. Gene Ontology annotation, biological process: DNA replication, removal of RNA primer. Lineage: Eukaryota; Fungi; Ascomycota; Saccharomycetes; Saccharomycetales; Saccharomycetaceae. The transcript has a single exon. The record is from RefSeq and is a predicted model, not a curated record.